AAAACCUGGUUUUAGAACAGAGGUGUAGUAAUAUGAGUUUAUUGGAACAAACAAACGAGAAAUUGAGGCUUGCGAAUGAGAAGCUGACGAGGCAACUAGAUGACACUCUAGUCACGAGAAGACAUUCCGAAGGCAUCACACAACUAACAGAGUUCGAGUACCUUAAAAAUAUUCUGUACCAAUAUUUAUCCGGAGGUGUUGGAGGAGUUGGAGCCAACACGAAUAGUACCUUGAUCAGGGUGAUAGCUGCUGUUAUGAAAUUUGAUGCUACACAAACGCAGACUGUUUUGGAUAAGGAAGCCCAGAGGAACACUUUGCUGGGUCAACUGAACCUCAUAUAGCAACCGAAGUCAUUCAUCUCUUCCUACUUCAACUACAACAACUAUCAUCUAGAAUAAGCAUCAUAACCCAAAAAAAAAUCUGGACUCAAGACUGCGAACAAUAAUGCAGAGGCCAAAACUCACACUACUUGAUAAAGUGAUAAAUAAACAUGAUUCGAACAAAACAAUCGAGAUAAAUAAAUAACUAAAAAAGCCAACCAAUGUGUUCAGCAUUUUAAUGGAUAUAUAGUUGGGUAAUGGAGAAUAAUGGGGUAAGAGAUUUAUAGAGUUAUUUGGAUU
Messenger RNA from Ctenocephalides felis (cat flea), 620 nucleotides. RefSeq lists its product as uncharacterized. Gene Ontology annotation, cellular component: Golgi apparatus. The coding region runs from base 33 to 341 and encodes 102 amino acids. NCBI's taxonomy places the organism in Eukaryota, Metazoa, Arthropoda, Insecta, Siphonaptera, Pulicidae. Gene Ontology annotation, molecular function: small GTPase binding. Gene Ontology annotation, biological process: Golgi vesicle transport. The transcript has 3 exons. The record is from RefSeq and is a predicted model, not a curated record.